Pimephales promelas (fathead minnow) is the source of this 1746-nucleotide messenger RNA. Its product is annotated as general transcription factor II-I repeat domain-containing protein 2A-like. The record is from RefSeq and is a predicted model, not a curated record. Lineage: Eukaryota; Metazoa; Chordata; Actinopteri; Cypriniformes; Leuciscidae.
AUGUUAUGCCGGCAAACACAAGCACUGGCUAAAAGAGGAAAUCUGGAGCGGCACCACAAUGCUAAUCAUCCGACCUUUAAGGACAGCUAUCCACCGAAUAGCGCCAUCCGUUCUAAAAAAGUUGCGGAGCUAAAGCUGGAAUUGAAAGCCCAGCAGUCGCUCUUCACUAAACCUGCUGUUCGACAUAAGGCUGCUACAGAAGCAUCAUUUCGUGUUAGUCACCUUUUGGCCAAACAUAAGAAGCCUUUUACAGAUGGCGAGUUAAUCAAGCAGGCUAUGGAUAUUAUUGCCGACACAGUUUGCAACGACUUCAAAAAAAAAGAUGACAUCAAAACAGCAUUCAGCAGUGUCCCGCUAGGCCCCGCAACAGUGACAAGAAGGGUCGAAUCACUGUCGGAGGACGUGGAUCGACAGGUGUUAAGGGACCUGUCAUUUUGUGAAUAUUUCUCACUGCAAUUGGAUGAAUCCCUGGAUGUAAUGGACACAGCUCAGCUUGUUGUAUUUGUCAGGAUGGUUUUCCAGGAUUCUACAACCAAGGAGGACUUUCUCACUCUUCUGCACUUGAAGGACAGAACAAGAGGUGAGGAUAUAUUUAACGAAUUUAAAAAAUACGUCGAUGAAAAUUGCAUUCCCAUUCAUAAACUGGUGGCAAUCACUACUGAUGGGGCUCCGGCAAUGCGCGGUGUGCGCUCCGGUUUUAUAGCGCUGUGCCGCAAUGAUCCUGCUUUUCCAGACUUUUUAAAUUAUCACUGCGUAAUUCAUCAGCAGGCCUUGGUUGGGAAAGUCGUGGACUUCUCUCACGUCAUGACACUAGUGGUCAAACUGAUUAACUCGAUUCGAGCAAAAGCUCUCCAACAUCGUUUAUUCAAGGCGUUAUUGGAUGAGCUUGAUGCCGCUUACGGAGACCUGAUUUUUCACGCUGAUGUCCGGUGGCUAAGUCGCGGCAAAGUGUUACAGAGAUUUGUUGACUUGCUGCCAGAGAUAAAGACUUUUCUCUCAACAAGGAAUGAGGAGCACAAAGAAUUGUCAGAUGAUGCGUGGCUACUUGACCUGGGAUUUCUGACAGACUUAACGGCAAAACUGAAUGCACUCAACACUGAGAUGCAGGGAAAAAACCGAUCCCUGUCCCACAUGAUAAGCGCAGUGAAUGCGUUCAAGGCCAAGCUCGGUUUUUGGACCACACAUCUAAACGGGAGGAGACUAACACAUUUUCCCAACCUGGAAAAAAUGUCACAAACCAUCAAAGACAAGGACGCGUUUCAACCGGAGCAGUACUGCGCUCACCUGGACAAAGUUGCGACGGAAUUCAAUCGGCGUUUUGGUGAGUUAGACGUCAUGGAAGACAUUGCUGCAUUCGUCUCAAACCCAUUUCAGCCCAUUGAUGUAGAAAAGAUUGCAGCCAAAUUUCAUCAAGGAUUCGCUUUGCAAAGUGGUGUUGACAUGGAGAUACUUGAUUUGCAAAAUGACUUAGAACUGAAAGCCAGAUCAAGGGAAAGUGACUUUUGGGGACUUGUAAGUAGAGAGAAGUUUCCUCUACUCACUGCAUGUGCACUAAAAGUGAGUGCAUACUUUGGAUCCACUUACCUCUGUGAAAUGGCAUUUUCACAAAUGAAAAUAAUAAAAUCAAAGUAUAGGAGCCGCCUUACUGACAGACACCUCACAGACUGCCUCAGACUGGCUGUCUGCAGCUAUGAGCCAAACUACAAAAAACUCACAGACAGUAUUCAAUCACAGGCAUCGCACUGA